AUGUGUGCCUUCAUAACCUUUCUAUCUCAAAUUGAACCUAAGAAUAUCAAGGAGGCCUUAAAAGAUGCUGAUUGGUUAGCUGCUAUGCAAGAAGAGCUCCAUCAAUUUGAGAGAAACAAGGUAGGUGAUUCUCAUAAGGUUGAUGAAUUUGGAAACACUACAAGGAACAAGGCAAGACUGGCGGUUCAAGGCUACAAUCAAGAAGAAGGCAUUGGUUAUGAUGAGACCUUUUCUCCUGUGGCAAGAAUGGAAGCAAUCAGGAUUCUUAUUGCUUUUGCAUCCCAUAUAAAAUUCAAAUUGUUUCAAAUGGAUAUGAAAAGUGCCUUCCUUAAUGGGUACUUGAAGGAGGAAGUUUUUGUCAAGCAACCUCCUAGUUUUGAAAGUCAUGAGCAUCCCUAG
Lycium ferocissimum is the source of this 399-nucleotide messenger RNA. RefSeq lists its product as uncharacterized. The transcript is spliced from 2 exons. The coding region runs from base 1 to 399 and encodes 132 amino acids. NCBI's taxonomy places the organism in Eukaryota, Viridiplantae, Streptophyta, Magnoliopsida, Solanales, Solanaceae. The record is from RefSeq and is a predicted model, not a curated record.